Messenger RNA from Periconia digitata, 1478 nucleotides. The record is from the annotation of a GenBank genome assembly. Lineage: Eukaryota; Fungi; Ascomycota; Dothideomycetes; Pleosporales; Periconiaceae.
GUAAAUCGCCCAUGGCCCAUCUACCCACUCCCUCACCCACACCACACCUGGAGUACACACAUGUAUGUAUAAACAUGGUAGGUGUACUUGGAUGUGGAACAAUGGCAUCCUACAUAACAAUAAACGACUAGAGGGUGUGUAGACACUCGAGCCCAAAGUCAAGUGAGAUGUCGGCCUCGCUUCACGCCUGGGCGGGCUGGGGGCUCCCAACUCAGCAUCCAUGAUUAGCAUCGUCUGGAUGGAUGGAUUUGUACGUGUUCCGACCCCGGCCCCAGCCCCGGUCCAGCGUCAGUCAGAGGGUUCGGACAAGGGCAGAGCCAGAAUUGCGCCUUGGCCUCGCCUUUCGCUCGAAUGCUCCCAAAACCAACACCUGUCUGACAAAGUCCGCCAGCCAAACCGCACACUACCCCCAAACCAUUCGCUCACUGUGAUUCAUGUUGUUUGUUGAGGCUCGAGCUAUCAGCGCAGCGUGACCCACACGAGUCCCACCCUCGCACCGUCUGCAGCCGCAAACAUCCAAAGCUUAGGUAACCACAGCAUGCCUUGGAUUUGUCUUUCUGUUUCCGUCUCUGCCUUCAAUCGCGAAGCAGCUUACUGCUGCUAGUGCCCUGCUGCCGCCCGUUCUCGUCAGCCUGCAUCUCCGAUCAUCCGACAAGGCCAGCGACAAGCAUCCAAAUGUGCUACACAGUCUGACGCUAUCCAUUCGCGGCUGUGGCUAAGAGUCAAGGGAAUAAAAUUUCCCGACGCCCGCUGGGUGGCUGGCUAAGACAACAAAGAAGAAGAGAAGAAAAAAACAGACGAGGAGCAACCCCGAUGAUGCCACAUGCAGCGUAAUGAGGUGUAGUGUGAGUGCUAUGCUAUGCUAUGCUGUACUAUGAUAUGCUAUGCUGUGUAGUAGAGAGCCCCGCAGGACAAGCUAAUGCCAGAGGCCGAAUGAAGCCACGGCGGUCCCAACUCCCCCCAACGCCCCCCCAGCACGCCAGCAAAAGGCCAGCAGGGCAGCAGCAAGACAGCCAGCCAGCCAGCCAACCAGCCCGGCUGCUUGCGCGCGUCGCUGCCGCCAAGGCUCUUCUCCUCUUCCAUGCUGGCUUCCAUGCCAAGUGCUGUCCUGUACUGCGCUGUACUGCAAAAUGCUAUGGCCCCCGCGGCCCCGUGCACCGGCUGACUCUAUUGUUUGCCCCUACGCCUGGGGCCAGAGGCAAAUCACCGAAUUCUGUAUCCUAUCAUCUCGACCAUCUACACACACACACUCUGCAUUAGACGCGCGCGCGCCCUCCCGGUCCAUCCUGCCUCGUGUGCCGUAUUCCUCCUCCUCUGUCGUCUCUCCACCAACGUCGCUAUCCCAUCCAUUCCAUUCACCGUUUGAUUGCAUCCACCAUGGGAACAAUCACUCACCCUCCUCCCAUCAUCUUCGCCCAACCUUCUCUUGUUUCGAACAAACGGACCUCGCCCACAUACUCGCCAAGACAGGACCCACA